GCAAAGGCAGUGGAAAAUAUGCCGAGACCAGGACCAAUCAAAUCACAUUUGCCAUUUCAUUUGGCUCCUUGGUCAAAAGAUUCCAAAUAUAUAUAUGUAGCUAGGAAUCCUAAGGAUUGUUGUGUUUCCUACUACCAUCACGUGAAGAAUUUACCCGGACAUGGUUUCGAAGGAACUUUUGACCAAUUUUUUGAACUCUUCAUGGCGGGCGAUAUAUAUUGGGGAGAUUAUUUUGACCACCUACAGUCUUGGUACUCUCACAGAAAUGAUCCGAAUGUUUUCUUUGUUACUUAUGAAGAGCUCAAGGUAGACAUUGAUUCCGCCAUUUUGAAAAUGGCAUCAUUUAUCAAUGACAAAGAAUAUGCUGAACCCAUUAGAAAGAAUCCAAGCAUCAUGGAAAAUAUAAAAAAAUACAGUAGCUUAAAAGAAAUGAAAGAAUUCAUGACAAAAAGCUUUAUGGAUAUAAGUGAGAUGACACCUGAAGAAAUGAAGAAAUCGCCAGUGCCAGAUACAAUAAAGGAAAUUUUGGUAAAAGAAAAAGACAAUUUGAAAGCUGCGAUCGAAGGUAAGAAUAGCGGCCCCAACAUAAGUAAUUUUGUAAGAAAAGGAAUUGUUGGUGACUGGAAAAAUUACUUCUCCGAAGAGCAAAGCCGCCGACUGGAAGAAAAAUUUUUGGAAAAGACAAAAGACAUGGAUAUACCAAAUAUAUGGCUAAGGAACAUGGAAAUGAUAUGAAUAUAGCAUUUCAUUGGUACACAAAUUACUAGUUCAAAGCAUUCUAAUCAAAAAGAAUUUAGCCUUUGU
Parasteatoda tepidariorum (common house spider) is the source of this 804-nucleotide messenger RNA. NCBI's taxonomy places the organism in Eukaryota, Metazoa, Arthropoda, Arachnida, Araneae, Theridiidae. The record is from RefSeq and is a predicted model, not a curated record.